This is a messenger RNA of Melanotaenia boesemani (Boeseman's rainbowfish), 2652 nucleotides long. RefSeq names its product progestin and adipoQ receptor family member IIIa (gene paqr3a). Gene Ontology annotation, cellular component: membrane. Gene Ontology annotation, molecular function: signaling receptor activity. The transcript has 8 exons. The coding region runs from base 105 to 1142 and encodes 345 amino acids. Lineage: Eukaryota; Metazoa; Chordata; Actinopteri; Atheriniformes; Melanotaeniidae. The record is from RefSeq and is a predicted model, not a curated record.
UCCAUCAGUGAUGACGUUUGCUGCUCCUCGGAAGAUGUUAAAGCUAAAACUUAACUAUUACCUUGUUUUUAUUUUUUAAAAUCCAUGUUAACACAUAGUUACAAAUGCGUAAUACACAUUUUAAGCCACAAAAUGAUUCAAACUACAUGUAUUCAAAAUUAAAAGCUUCAGGUCAGGUAGGCUUUGGUGGCUCAGCCAUGCCUCAGAAACCCCAGAAAAACACUCAGACUGCUCACUACAUCGAGCUUGGAGGUUACCAGUACUGGCCUGUCCUGGUACCCAGAGGAAUCAGACUAUACACUUAUGAGCAGAUCCCAGUAUUUCUGAGGGAGAACCCCUACAUCACAGAUGGAUACAGAGCCUACCUACCUUCCAGGCUGUGCAUCAAAAGCCUCUUUAUCCUGUCCAACGAGACUGUGAACAUCUGGAGUCAUCUGUUGGGUUUUCUGCUCUUCUUCUGUCUCGGGGUGUACAACAUGGCCUCAGUGCUGCCAGCUUUCGGCGCCUCCAGAGAGGAUUAUGUCAUCUAUUCCAUUGGACUCUUCUGCUUUCAGCUGUGUAUGCUGUGCUCAGCGGGUUACCACCUGUUCUGCUGCCAUCGCUCAGAAAAGACCAGCCGCCGCUGGAUGGCACUGGAUUAUGCCGGUGUUUCCAUCGGCAUCCUGGGCUGCUACGUCCCCGGAGUUUUCUACACUUUCUACUGCAAUAAUUACUGGCGGCAGGUGUACCUGGUGACGGUCUUGGCCAUGAUCCUGGCCAUCUUCUUCGCUCAGAUUCACCCUCAUUACCUCAGCAAGCAGUGGAAGCAGCUGCGCUCGCUCAUCUUCUGCUCGGUGGCCGGAUACGGCCUCAUCCCCACCGUCCACUGGAUCUGCAUCACUGGAGGCUUCUCCUCUGAACUCGUCCAGGCUUUCGUCCCACGAAUCCUCGGGAUGUAUGUCAUCGCAGCAUUAGCUAUUAUUUUCUAUGUUUCAAAAGUUCCUGAACGCUACUUCCCAGGUCAGCUGAACUACCUGGGCUCCAGCCACCAGGUGUGGCACAUGCUGCUGGUGCUGAUGUUUUACUGGUGGCACCAGUCAUCAGGCUUCAUCAUGGCGUACAGACAUAGUCAGCCCUGCGCUGAUGCCCCACAACACACAUGAUACACAGCUCAGCACAACACAACCUCAACUCUGACUGGAGGAGACCUUCAGUUUCACCAGAUGACCUUGUUCUCACCUGAGAGUCUGAUGAGGGAGGAGACCAGCAGCAGUUCUGCAGACUUUAAUCAGACCAGGAUGUGAUGACCUGAUGCUUGUCAGACGAGCAUGAACAUCAAAUGUCUGAGCAGUUAUAGGAGAACUGACAGUGGAUAGUUGUUACCAACAGAACCCUGAAGACCUGCAACAUUUAUUUCACUUUACAGAAGAUUUAUUUACUCAUUUUUCUUCCUCUAGUUGGCAUGUUUAUUUUUCUUUUUUUAGAUUCUUUCUGUAAGUGCCUGUGAUUGAAACCAUGUAGUUUUUACUAGUUUGUAUUUUGCAGAAUAUAACCCACUAACUUUAGGAAUCUUUAAAACUGCUUGAUCCUUGAACAUGUCGUCUGUGAAAUCUAACGUCUUAAAAAGGGAAAAUUAAACAUCACCACUCUUCAUCACAAAUCAGCUGAUUUCUGUGAUACUGUGACAGGUGUCUGUGAAGCUUUCAAUGAAAUCAAGUAGAAAACCAAAGACUUGUGUAACAGUUUAUACUUCAUCCCUCAACGUGGACUUUGUUGGUGCUGAGUGAGAUGUUUUACUAAAAUGUCUGUACAGAUAUUAGAAAUGCCUCUGUGUGUUAGUACUUGAUAACUGCAGACAUGAAUGUUUUGCUUCGUGUCCUGUUAAGCUGGGAUUAACUGGGUUUCUGUACCACACAGACUGUUUGAGGAAGCAAACCUCGAAGCUCACUACUUCCACAUGACCGAUGAAACUGUAGUUUUUAUAGGAAAUCCUUUUUCUGACGUUUCCAGCUGUUUAUGAGCAGCUCUGCCUGUAGAAGAUGUUGGUUAUUAAAGUGUGACCCGACUCCAAAUCUAAGCAAGUAGCUCAGUACAGAAAUGACAUUUCUAAUUAGCAGAUUUAACUACAUGUAGUUUUAAACCGGGACACGGUUUAGUUUUUAGGAAUUCAGGAACAAAUUUUAACAUGUUUUUGUUUUUUUAGGGUGAUGUGCAAUGUUUAAGCUUAAGUGUUAAAUGUUAGGAAGGAGUCACUUUUACCAUCAAACUGGGCAACAUUUUAAGUUCUAGACAGUUUUUCAUUGUAAAAUUUUACCAUCUGAAGCAAAUGAGUUUCCUGUUUUGAGUCUUAAUGUCUGAAGCAUGAAAAGGCAUCAGUCUGCUACCGUUUAUUUUCUCUAAACUUUGAGUCGAACAGUUGCCGACUCAUUUUGGAAUGAAAGCCAUCUUCCUGUGUGAUUAUUUAAGAUUUUAGGCUUUUUAAAAAGUUCUGUUGUGACUCGUUUUUUAAAUUAUUCACCAUAAAUAUGCUCUGUACUGUUUGUAAAAACUUUUUAGUCUUUUGUAAACAGACAUCUGUAUUAGACAAGUUUUCUAACAGCCGGAUUUUUGUAUUUUUUUCAUACCUGGAACUGCGGAGCUUCACUCAAAACGAAAUAAACAUGGACUGUUUCA